AAUGCAGCAUUCUGGCAGUGGGAGGGGCUUCAGACAGGAGGUCAUCACAAACAUGGCGUGGAGAGGAUGUGUAAUGAAAUGGGCCCAAACACAGUUUAUCAGAUCCACUAACACAACUUCACGAAGCCCCAGACCGAACCCCUGCAACCAACUGAGGUGCGGUUUCCGUCGGGAAGCCAAAAGGACGGAUUCAAAGAAAGGAAAUGUCACCCAAGAAACAAACGUUUCACCCUCUGAAGCUGGUGCACCAGGUCCCCCGCCUCCUCCCAGAGUGCCCAGGCCGACACUUUUCAAACCGCUGAUGUUCACAGUAGGGUUUACAGGUUGCUCCUUUGGUGCGGCAGCCAUUCUGCAAUAUGAGACACUGAAGUCCAGAGUUCAGUCUGCAAAAGAUGAAGAGGAGGCAGAAAAAUUACUACAGGGGUCCCAGGACAUGACCUACUGGCAUGACUGGUGGAACCAGCUGUCCGGCUUCCAGCAACAGCUCAUCCUCCUGAUGUCCAUGGUGGAUGACUUCUGGAGCAGCCUCACAGAAGGACAAAGGACUGUCACUGGUAUCAUUGCAGUAAAUGCUGUAGUCCUGUGUUGCUGGCGGAUCCCUUCUAUGCAAAGAAGCAUGAUUAAGUACUUUACGUCCAACCCAGCCUCCAAAACACGGUGCAUUCCCAUGGUCCUGUCUUCCUUCAGCCACUACUCCAUUAUCCACAUGAUGGCUAACAUGUAUGUCCUGUGGACAUUUUCUUCAGGAAUUGUCUCCCUCUUAGGGAAGGAGCAGUUUCUUGCUGUCUACCUGUCUGCCGGUGUGAUCUCCACUAUGGUUAGCUACACGUGUAAAACAGUCACUGGACGUCUCCAUCCAUCAUUAGGAGCGUCCGGUGCCGUCAUGGCAGUACUGGCCGCAGUCUGUACAAAAGUGCCAGAAGCCAAACUAGGCAUACUCUUCCUCCCCAUGGUCACUUUCACAGCAGGAAGCGCUCUGAAAGCACUCAUUGCCAUAGACACAGCAGGGCUUAUAGUGGGAUGGCGACUGUUUGACCACGCAGCUCACCUUGGCGGAGCCCUCUUUGGAAUAUGGUAUGUGUCAUAUGGUCACAAACUGAUUUGGAGGAAGAGGGAGCCCCUCGUGAAGAUGUGGCAUGACAUGCGUUCUCCAGGUGCAGGUGGAUCCAGGCCAGGAAGUAGGCCUGGGGUCAGUGGUAGUGAUGGACCUGGACCUGGACCACAAUGACACUUUGCAGGUUCUUUAGGAUCCUUAUUGAAAGAGAGUCCAGGGUGACCUCAGAAUAUGACAGGACACUUUUAUCCACCAAGAGGGAGUCGGAUAUUGUUGUUUAUCUGAAUAGUUUUUUUAUUCAAGGUUAGUAAUGAGCAGAAGCUGAGUUAAUGGUAUGCAGAGACCUGAAUUUUGAAAAACAGGUCAGACUUCACGCCUGGUGUUUCGGUCCAGAUGUUGAAUGCGUAGACAGACAUCUGCUGCCCUACAAGUAACACCUUUUAAGCUACAAAGUGAAAACAUCACUUUCCUACCUCUUAUUAAUCCAAAGAUGUUUAACCUUUAGCCUUUGUGUCAGCUUUUUUCCUGUUCAUAUAAUUGAAAGCAGUUGUAUAACAGACAGAUGAACCAGAAUGCUGAUAAAAUUCAAUGAUCAAUUGCUUAAUUCAAUGUAAUAUACCAUCUUGGGUGCUGGUUUUGCUUUGCUAUUAAAACUGGAGUUUCAGCAGUCA
This is a messenger RNA of Dicentrarchus labrax (European seabass), 1725 nucleotides long. RefSeq names its product presenilin associated, rhomboid-like a (gene parla). NCBI's taxonomy places the organism in Eukaryota, Metazoa, Chordata, Actinopteri, Moronidae. Gene Ontology annotation, molecular function: serine-type endopeptidase activity. Gene Ontology annotation, cellular component: membrane. The coding region runs from base 2 to 1228 and encodes 408 amino acids. The transcript is spliced from 10 exons. The record is from RefSeq and is a predicted model, not a curated record.